UGUCACGCAUGCGCGCUUGCACCCCUGGAAGCAAGAGACGGAGUAUCUCAGAAGUUAAGUCGAGUUAAGGCUCCUCUGCGAAAUAAAAAUGACGAACGUUUGCGUUGACAGUUUAAUCCUGAAGCUCCACGAGGUGAACGCGGCGAAGUUUGGGGAGCACAAGCUGAAGAGCGGCAUGAUGGCACCAGUUUACAUCGACCUGAGGGUUCUUGUGUCUCAUCCAAAACUCAUGAACCAGGUUUCAAGUCUCAUCUACCAGCGGGUGCAAGAGGAGGGACUGCAGUUUGUCUCUGUGUGUGGGGUUCCAUACACAGUGCUGCCUCUGGCCACAAUUAUCUGCUCCAGGCAUGAGCUACCCAUGCUCAUCAGGCGAAAGGAGGGCGAGGACUACAGUGAGUCGGGCUCGACUGGUCAACCUUCAAAAUGAGAACGUCACCUUGCAUUUGCAAGUUUAUCUGCAGAAACUGAUGGAAAUCCUGUACUCCUGGGACAAAGCGGCUGGUGGAGGGCUCAUUCCGUGAGGGGGAUACCUGUCUGAUCAUUGAGGACACGGUGACCAGUGGCAGCAGUAUCCUGGAGACAGCUCAAGUGCUCUACAAAGAGGGGCUGAAGGUGCACAAUCAAACAUUACAGUCGUGAUAAUCGCACGAUAUUGGUGCUUAACAGUAAUGGACAGAGAACAAGGUGGUGUAGAGAUGUUGGCCUCUCCGGGAAUCAGGCUUCAUCCCAUCAUCUCCAUCAGAAACAUGCUUGACUUAUUUCUGUUAACGACCAGAAAAUGCUACUCUAAAUCAUGAUACUCUAUACCCAAACACAUCCAUGACUGUACAGACUUGCCCACCUUCAAAUCUCUGACAAAAACACGCCUGUUUAAAAUUGCUUUUAAUGUUAAGCUCAGCCUUUUGUGUUUUCAGUGUACUAUUUUAUAUUUUGUUUAUGUAAAGUGUCUUUGAGUAUUUAGAAAAGAGCUUCUUAAAUAAAAUGUAUUAUUAUUAUUA
Molecule: messenger RNA, 998 nt
Organism: Mugil cephalus (flathead mullet)
Lineage: Eukaryota; Metazoa; Chordata; Actinopteri; Mugiliformes; Mugilidae
Product: uridine 5'-monophosphate synthase-like
Exons: 2
Coding region: 89-427 (112 amino acids)
Biological process (GO): pyrimidine nucleobase biosynthetic process; UMP biosynthetic process
Molecular function (GO): orotidine-5'-phosphate decarboxylase activity; orotate phosphoribosyltransferase activity
Source: RefSeq, a predicted model, not a curated record